Molecule: messenger RNA, 2771 nt
Organism: Tachysurus vachellii
Lineage: Eukaryota; Metazoa; Chordata; Actinopteri; Siluriformes; Bagridae
Gene: herc4
Product: HECT and RLD domain containing E3 ubiquitin protein ligase 4
Exons: 19
Coding region: 240-2771 (843 amino acids)
Molecular function (GO): ubiquitin-protein transferase activity
Source: RefSeq, a predicted model, not a curated record
CGUUGUAUCUCCAGAACGUUACAGAAAUACUUUCGCGAGCUUUCCACUUACGAAUUUGCAGAUGUCAUCGCUUACAUCAUGGACUACGGUGUUAUAGGAAUUUGUUGACAGGACAACCCUUCUCAAGCCUAUAAUAAUCCGUAUACACUUUAUGAUACACCUACAGAGGUGUUAAAAAUAGAUGAGCUGCCACUGACUAACAACAGGUUUUUGAACUUGUUGAAGUGGAAGACACAACCAUGUUGUGCUGGGGAAAUGCCUCCUAUGGUCAGCUUGGAUUGGGUGGAAUUGAUGAAGAAAUCAUUGUAGAGCCCCAAAAAUGUGAAUUCUUUAAUGGGAAGAUGGUUCGAGGUGUAGGCUGUGGGAGAAGACACACUGUUUUUCUUCUUGAGGAUGGAACUGUGUAUACCUGUGGCUGCAAUGACUUAGGACAGCUGGGGCAUGAAAGAGCACGCAAAAAACCAGAGCAGGUAAUGGCACUUGAUGCUCAGAACAUUGUAGCGGUAUCUUGUGGUGAAGCUCACACUCUUGCUCUAAGCGACAAAGGGCAAGUGUUUGCAUGGGGACAGGCUUCUGAUGGACAGCUUGGCCUUUCCAGCAUGGAAGAAUGUAUGCGUGUGCCCAGAACAAUCAAGAGUUUGUCAGAGGUCCAUGUUGUUCAGGUCUCCUGUGGUUAUAGGCAUUCACUUGCACUUUCUCGGAGGGGACAUAUUUUCUCCUGGGGGCAAAAUAGAUAUGGACAGUUAGGACUAGGGAAAGAAGGACCUUGCAUCUUGACCCCUCAGGUCAUCCAGUCUUUACAGGGCAUUCCAUUUGCCCAGAUCUCUGCAGGAGGUGCCCACAGCUUUGCUCUUACAAUGUCUGGGGCUGUAUUUGGUUGGGGGCAAAACAAGUUUGGCCAGCUUGGCUUAAAUGAUAACAAUGAUCGAUGUUUUCCAACCUUGCUGAAGACACUCAGGUCACAGGGGGUUGUUUAUAUAUGCUGUGGAGAGAAUCACACUGCUGUUUUAACAAAGGAGGGAGGUGUGUUCACAUUUGGAGCAGGUGGCUAUGGCCAGCUUGGACACAACAGCAUAAACCAUGAAAUAAACCCACGAAAGGUUUUUGAACUGAUGGGGAAUGUUGUGACACAAGUAGCUUGUGGUAGAAGGCAGCAUACCUUAGCAUUCAUUCCAUCCUCUGGCAAGAUUGAUUCUUUUGGUCUUGGAGGGAAUGGACAACUUGGAACACGUCACACCUCCAACAGAAUAAGCCCUGCUCCUGUAAAAGGCCAAUGGAGAGCUUACAAUGACCCAACACAAAUAGAAUCUGAGACUGAGAAGUUCUACACUGUGAAGAGGAUUUAUGCUGGAGGAGACCAGAGCUUUGCCCAUUUCCACUGUCUUCUUGAUGGCCCUCCCCCAGAUGAUCUGAGAAUACGACAUAGCGAUCAGCAUGUCUUAAGCUUGAAUUUUGACCUCAUUCAGAAAUGGCUGAGCCACGGUCACGGAAGACUCUCACCAGAAACGACAGUUGAGAUCGAUGAUAUAUUCUCCUCAGCAAGUUGUUUAAAUGGGAGUUUUCUUUCUACAAGCCAUCCAGAUCAUUAUCGCACUAGCAGUAAAUGUUCUGGGGUGGACAUGAACAUGGCUCGCCUCCUCUUUAACAAACUCAUCCAGCCAGAUUAUCCACAUAUCUCACAACAAAUUGCUGAUUGUUUAGGGAGGCAUUUGAUUCCCAACCUGUGCAGCUCUCCUCCGGACAUUGAGGCACUGAGGCUCUACCUCAUUCUUCCCGAGUGUCCUCUCUUUAAAAACCCCAACAGCUACAUCACACUUACCAUUCCCUUUGCCAAGGCAGUCAUCUACCUCGGCAAUGCUCCAAUCAAAGUGCUUGGAAAUUGGUGGUCUUGCCUUGAUCCAGCAGUUUAUCAAGGAUUGGUGGAAUUGUAUAAAGAGGUGAUUGUGUAUCUACUCCGGAUGCAGAAGAUAGGAAUUUCACCAUCUGAGCAGAGGUCAUUUACCUGCUUCUUAAGUACAUGUUUGAAGUUUCUGGAGAUUUUGUACUCUGUAAAUGAGCAAGCUGGCCAAAUUAUUCUGUAUGACAAAUUUUAUAUACAUGAACUAGAAGACCUUGUUGACAUCAGGAGUGAUUAUGUUACAUGGAUCCAGCAUCAGAUGUUCUCCAUGGCCAUCGACUCUCAGGUCAACCUGUGCAAAUACCCAUUUGUAUUUGAUGCUCAGGCAAAGACAAUGCUGCUCCAAACUGAUGCUGUUAUCCAGAUGCAGAUGGCUGUGGACCAAGCAGAAAGACAAAAUCUUAGCUCUUUAUUUCUGUCUGGUGGCAUGGUGGAGUCCGUAAACCCAUGCCUCAUUCUCAUGGUACGCAGAGAAAAUGUUGUUGAAGACACUAUGGAAGUUUUGCGGAAGUCCAAAAAUGUUGAUUACAAGAAACCUCUAAAGGUGAUCUUUGUUGGAGAGGAAGCUGUGGAUGCUGGUGGUGUGAGAAAAGAAUUUUUCCUCCUCAUCAUGAAAGAACUGCUUGACCCCAAAUAUGGCAUGUUCAGGUAUUACGAGGAGUCCAGACUCAUCUGGUUUUCAGACAAGACUUUAGAAGAUACUGACUUAUUUCACCUCAUUGGGGUCGUUUGUGGUUUGGCCAUAUAUAAUCUGACCAUAGUAGAACUACAUUUCCCUGUAGCCCUGUACAAAAAACUCUUGAAGAAAACUCCGACUUUAGAGGACCUGAAGGAGCUCAUGCCUGUUGUUGGAAGGUCAGUUAUUCAGAGUUGA